GUAAUCUAUGUGUGGCAGUGUAUGUAAUUAUAAAUGAGUCGUUUGAGCUUACAGCUGCCUCGCAAGAACAUUGAUAUUAUCUCUCAGUAUCAUAGGCUGACAUUCUGAAAAGUCUACGAGAUAAACGACAAGUAUACGAAUCGAACGAAAAUCUAUUGGUUUAAUUAACGUUUAAAAUGUGGCCAUGGCUCUCAAGAAAAAAGAAAACAAAAAUAUAUUUGUGUUGUUCUUGGUCACAGUCAUAAUUCAAGUGGAUAUAACGUGUGCUGAAAAUUUUGAUUGUAAUGGAAAGGCUUUCUAUUGUUUAAAUUCAACACAUUUUAUGAUAUGUGUUGAUUUUGGAGAUGGAAUAUCAAAAUCUGUAGAUGACUUCCUAAUUCCAUGCCCUCCGCCUACUACAUGUUCGGAAACCAAUAUCUAUGAAUGUGAAUUUCACGAAACGACCACUCUAAACCCUAUUAUUCAGCAGAGUGAAGUAACGAAAAAUUUGAUUGCAACUAGUCAUCAUUCAUCUUGGGAAGGCAAAGAAUAUACAACAGCUAUACCGUUUUGGUAUAAAAAUGUGGGUGAAAAAUCUGAGCAAUAUCACACAGGAAGUUCUACAGUUGAAAAUGAAUUAUUUAAUAAUGAUAAAAUUGUGCCUCAUUUUGAAUCAAAUACUAAAAUCGAUACUACCACAAAGUCAAUCGAGAAAAUGAAAACACAACAUUACACAACAAAUGACCUCAAUACAGUUAGUGAAAUACAAAAGGUAUUGACAUAUACAAAUAAACCUAGAGUAGACAUGGUAAGUGAUUAUAAUACUGAAUCAUCUACAAAUACUGUACCAGAAACGCAUGAAAGCACUACAGAAUCAAAUUUUCAUUUCACUAAAAGCCAGAAAGUGACUAACGAUUAUAGUUCCUACACAAGCAACAUCGAUGAAAAUAAUAUAUACCCAAAGACGACACCAUAUUAUGAACAGUAUUAUGAUAAUGUGAGCGAAACAACUUCAUCAGGACAACCAAGUCAUGUGUAUUCUACGCCUGAUACUUAUAAGUCAAUGGAGACAAUUAUAGACCGCACAUAUUUAGUAUCUGAAGCUGAGGCCAAAUUAACAACUAAUGAUUACGUCAAAUAUUUUAAUAGUCCAACAACAGAUGAAGUAAUAACUAGUACGUGGAGUAAUAUAAACAAACCUGAUACUGCAUCAGCAUAUACCGAAAGAUCAGUCAUAACUGAAGAUAUUGAACAAAUAAAAAAUGAAAUGAUGAAUUCCAAUUUUAUGAUUACUACUCUUAAAUAUUCACAAACAACUUUUGUAAAUGACUUUACAGAGAAUAGAAUCUUGGAAACACAAUCAAUUAACGAUGCACCUACCUUUACUCAAAAUAAUAUUUUCAAUGAAAUUACAGAAUUUCCUGAUAAUAAUCUGAGUGUGAAAAGUACUGGUCUUGAUCAUACAAUUUUAGAAGUAACCCAAACAAAUUCACCUACAGAAAGUAUUUCAACGUCUAGUCCAGUUGAGGAUACAGCUAAUUUAUAUGAUUUUAAUACUCUUGGAACGACAGAUUUAGAUUUGAACGAGCAAUCAGAAAAGGAUGCAUCUUUAAUUGAAACAAUGACUAUAAUGGAAACAAAUACAGAAACCCUGCCUCAAAACGAUACUCAUACAGGUAAUAUACAAAAAUAUAAUGAUUCAAAUAAAUACUCACAAGCAAAUAAUUCAUUAAACAAUUUUAAUAGUACAUAUGACAAUGAUAAUGUGUUAGUAUACACUAGCAACGAAAGCGCCACAGAAAUCUACAUAAUGAGUACGAUACAGGAAGACGCAGCAGCAGGUACAAUUUUUACCCGUGAUACAAAUUAUAAAGAAACGGCAACACCUAAGAAUGCUAUUUCAAGUGCUAAUAUUUUAUCAGCGACAAAUGCGGGAGCAGUAAACACCACAGAAGUAUAUGAAAAUGAAUAUCCUCUAGAGACAAAAACAGUAUCAGAGCAAUUGUUCAAGGAGAAUUUUAGUUAUACUCUGGAAAGUCUCUCAACAGCAGAUUUAGAACAUGAAAACGUAAUUACAACAGAAUCUAACAAGAACGUUUUUCCAUUCAUUGACCAAUCAGAAAUUAUUCAGAUAAAUAAUACUGACGCAGAUGAUGUUAUGAAACUUAGUACUGUUCCCAUCGAUCCUGAAAUAAAUACAAAAGUUACAGACAAUAAUUUAAUAGAGAACACGAUAUCCGAUAUUUUAGAUUUAUCUACAUUAUCACAAGACCUUCAUAAAAAUAAUAUCAUGGAUGGGAUAAAUUCAACGAUUUCGAAUAAUGAUAGAAAAUACGGAGAGAUCGUUGAUGAAAUUACUACAUCUGGAUUAAAACCUACAGAAUUAAAUUCUAAUUUAUCAUUUAUUAUUGAUGUAACAGAGGCAGACCAAGCUUUAUCAAAUACAGUUUUAACAAGCAAAUAUACCACAACAACGCCGACACCAUAUCAAUAUACAGCAAGCUUACAAAAUGAUUUUACAAACAACUAUAAUCCAACUUCAUUACAUUAUGAAACCACAAAUGCUGUUAGUAAUACAGGCCAAGAAAUGAUUGACAUAUCUGACGCUGUGAUUGAGCUAUUCGAUAAUAUUGACGAGUCAAAGUUAUCAUCCUUAAUUCUUAAUGAACAACCUAUGACAACGUUAUAUAUGGAAUCUCAGAUAGUUCCUAUAAUUCCAUAUCCCAAUAAAUCAAAAAGCAAGGAAGGAGCCAUUAAAAACGAUAUCGAUAAUAAUAUUCUGAUUUCGACGGAAAAUUCUAAUCAAGAUAUAAUUCGUACAGAAGAUACGACUAAUACUUUAGAUCCUGAAACAAAACGAAACACAUUCGAUGAUAAAAACACAACUUAUAAAAACGCUCAAGACUUAAUUUCCAGACCCAAAACAACUCUUGAGAAGAUUCAUUCAUUGGAUAGUAUUGAUCAGCCAAAAUUAUCAUCCGAUACACAUAACAUAACUCUGAUGUCAACUGUGUAUUCUGAACCUCCUACAAUAUUGACCGUGACGACUAAUUCUGAAAGUUCAAGUAACAUCUACGAUAAAACUGAUAAAUUCGAAACAAAAAUUAAGGAUCCAUUAGAUAAUUUUAACAUAUCAAAAUUAUUAUCAGCUACUCGUUAUAUAAAACCGUUGUCAACAUUAUAUUUUGAAUCUCAGACGAUAGCGACGGUACCUUAUCCAGAAAUAAUUACUGAUAGUAAUACCAAUCAUAAUUUUCAGCCUUCAAGAGAAAGUUUGAAUGAUGGUAUGUCACGUUCUUUAGAAGAUAAAGUAUAUACUACCAAUAGCUUAGGUCCUGAAUCAUAUAAAUACAAUGAUGAUAAUAGUAAUUUACAACAUAAAGAAACUGAUAAGUAUCAGUUUCCAACCAGUGUACCAGUAACACAAAAUCUUAAUUUUCAUAAAGACACUACUAUCAAAAUUGUUAGUACUACGGAAGGAUUAAACAAUCAGAUUUACACAUCUUCAAGAGACAGAUAUUUAUCCACUGUGCCAUUACAAAUAAAUCUUGGUAGCAAUAAAAAUUCCAAUAGUGAUUACACAUUGACAACAAUUACUGAAAAAACUCCUGUUAUAACUUUAAUAGAUAGUAAUCAUUAUGAAAAUAUCGAUAGUUCUACUGCACCAAAUUCGCAUCAACAGUUUUAUGAAGAUGUAGAAAGUUUACCACCGAAAGAAGUGUUUAUAAGUAAAGACCAUGUUACAAAUGGAGGAACUUUGAAAGCACAGGCAAUAAAUUAUACAUACGAAGACACCAUCUACGGCACCGAUAAAAUAAAUGUAAAAUUCGAAGAUAAUUUGCUAACAACGGCUAAUUUCCAAUAUCAAACACCAGAUUUAAGAGCAACGGAAAAAACUCACAGCUAUAAUGAAAAUGCUCCCACUCAAAAACAUACAAAAGAGACUAAAACAACUAACAGUCAAAUAAAAGCAGUUGAAUAUCUUCCUAUUUUUUCUACAAAUAUAGAAGGGACUUUAUCUCAAACAACAUCACUUCCGCAAAUAAAAGUAAGUUCUUAUGCAACAGACAAACCCGAUACUCUAAACAUUAAUGAUAGUCUAUCAAGCGUGAAAAGUCAUACUCUAAAUAUAAACAUUAGUUUAUCAAGCGUGAAAAACGGAACUGCCCGUUCAGGUGAAGACAAUGGAAAUACACCCUUUUCAUCUAUGCACGUUACACCGGAUUUGGCAAUUAAUGAACAUAUCAUAAGAAUAGGAAAAAAUAAUGUAAAUAUUUCAGAAUCAGAAGUUAUGUUUCCAGUUGCAAAAGAUAAGGGUACUACCCAUAGCAUAAAAUCAUCAAUUAAUGUUUUAUUUUCAAAGGUUUCAAAUGCAGAAGAGAUCAAAACAACUAGCAAUCAAAGAAUGUCGGUUGUUACUCUUCCUUCUUUUUAUUCUGCAAACAUAGAAGGGGCUUUACCUCAAAAGAUAUCACCUCAGCAAACAAAAGCAAAUUUAUAUUAUACUACCGUCAAGCCCGAUUAUAUAAGUGUGAACGAUGGUCAAUCAAGUGUGAAAAGCCAGACCGCUAGUACAAUUAAUAACAAUGGAAACAUCCUCUUUUUAGCUAAACACAUAACACCAGGUUUGGAAAUUAUUGAACAAACCAUAAGAAUAGGAAAAAAUAAAAUAAAUACGCCAGAACCAGAAGUCAUUGUUCCUAUUGUGUCUGAAAGGGGUAUAAACGAAAACAUUAAUUCACCAAUAAAUGUAUUACAUCCAAGAGUUUCAAAUGUAGAGGAGCACCAAACCAGGAAUUCUAUAAAGUCAGACAUAAAUUAUACAGAAGGUAAUAAAGUAAAAAGUCAUACGACAAUAGCACCUGUUGUUGCCACACAUAGAACUACAGUUAAUACUCGCGCAUUUGGUUUUAACUGCCUGAAUCGUUUUCGAGGAAAGUAUGCUGACGAGAACGACUGUCAAAAGUUCUACAUUUGUAUUGGAAGAUUCUAUCCUAUAGUCGGACACUGCCCUAAAAACACGGUAUUUAGCGACAUUCUUAAACAGUGCACCAGGAAUUUAUCUCACUGUGUUAGAAAUAACCAAUUUCAGUGUGUAAGAGCUGGGAGAUUCAGUGAUAUUUGGGAACAUAAUGCAUAUUAUAUUUGUGUAAAAAAUAAAUAUAAUUAUGUAAGAUUUAAACUUAGGUGUCAACGAGGCUACGUACUUAAUAUGAAAUCCGUUACUUGUAUCGAGGACAAUUUACAGGUUUCGCUUUUAAACCAUGAGGUUGAUUCAAAAAGUAGUAGUAGUAGUAGUAGCAGUAUGGAUUCUAGGUCAUCAAACAAAGAUAAGAAACCCUUAAAGUAUAAUUUUCAGUGUAUCCAAGAAGGCAAAUUUUCAGAUCCAUACGAUUGUAGAACUUAUUACGUAUGCAAGAAAAAUUCCAAAUCUGAAUUUAGACGUAGAAAGAAAAAUUGUGACCCGGAUGAGGUUUUUCAUAAAAGAAAGAAAAAAUGUGUUGAUGCUGAGAGUUACGAGUGCGACGACUAAGUUUAUUCAAAGAUGUAUAAUAUGAUUUUAUUUAUUACACAUUAUUAUUUUUUAAUACCUUUAUUAAAUAAAUAAAUUACUGAGUACAUAA
Messenger RNA from Colias croceus (clouded yellow), 5603 nucleotides. Its product is annotated as probable serine/threonine-protein kinase DDB_G0282963. Gene Ontology annotation, molecular function: chitin binding. Bases 185 to 5512 code for a protein of 1775 amino acids. The transcript has 2 exons. The record is from RefSeq and is a predicted model, not a curated record. Gene Ontology annotation, cellular component: extracellular region. Lineage: Eukaryota; Metazoa; Arthropoda; Insecta; Lepidoptera; Pieridae.